CAUUGCUGCGCGCGAACUGGCUGCCGGAUUUUGCCCACACAACACGCAGUCAACCCACUUGACAGUGCAUCCUGUGAUGUCUCGACGAACGUGAUAAGGCGCUAUAUCAACUGCAAGGAUUAAUAUUAUUAUUAUCAUCAGUAUAUACGUGUCUCCUUCCCAGCUCGGCCUCUGACGCCGGCCACUGCUGGCACGGAUGGUUCCACAUUCCCCGUUUCCACACAGCUCCACAAACAGCCUGUGAAUUAUUAAUCCAGUGCAGACAGCGCCGGUUUGUGCAAGAAACAUAAAACCAGCCUGGAGCGAGCGAGGGAGAAGCAGCGGCAGAAUGGAGCCAGCAGUCAGAGACGAUAGAGAUGGGCCCCAAGGAUCACAAGACAAUGAACGUCAACAGAGAGGAACAUCCGAGAGUCAACCGCAGACACAGAAUAUGACCUUCCACACCCAUGUUAUUGAACAAAGUGAGGCGGUUUCUAGCCCUGGGAUUAACUCCUCGAGGAAUGCUGAACACCAAGGAAUCAGUGACUGUGCCCGUCAGCCCACAGACACCAGUGGGGAGGUGCAGGUACCUGUGAACGCACUGGGAUACGUAAACAGAGCCUAUGUUGGAGAACCUCCACCAUAUUCUCCUCCAGACCCAAAGGCCAUCCAUCUAAUGUACCAAUUCUAUGGCACCCCUUUCCCAGGACAAUUACCCACUAUAUACCAGCCUGGAGCCCAAGAUCAAGCCUUGUUUCAGCAACAGAAUAUGCCUCUUGGGCCUUAUCCGUUCUCCAUUUAUAACUAUCAGUUACCCGGAGUCCCCCCAACACAGGAACAGUGGCGGCCACCCAAAGAUUACAUGGUGGAGUCUAUCCUGGUGACAGUGUUCUGCUGUUUGCUGUCAGGAAUCCUGGCCAUUAUCUUCUCGCACGAGACACGAAUGGCCACUCAGAGAGGAGACCGGAUUCUUGCUAAAAGUGCCUCCGGGAAGGCCCGGUCCCUGGUUUUGUUCAGUUUGCUUUUUGGCGUCUUUGUUUCCAUCGCGUGGGUGAUAUAUGUGAUCGUGGCACUUUACUUUGCUUAAAUCUAGCAAUGUACUUACUUAAUACAUCCGUUAAUCUAAUCCGACCUGACUCAGUCCCACCCAAUAUCCUAUCUUGACUCCUUAUAAUUUAUUGUUAAAUUGUGUAAAUA
Messenger RNA from Callorhinchus milii (elephant shark), 1176 nucleotides. Its product is annotated as proline rich transmembrane protein 1B. Gene Ontology annotation, cellular component: membrane. The record is from RefSeq and is a predicted model, not a curated record. The transcript is spliced from 4 exons. Lineage: Eukaryota; Metazoa; Chordata; Chondrichthyes; Chimaeriformes; Callorhinchidae. Bases 329 to 1066 code for a protein of 245 amino acids.